GCUUGCGCCGACGCCAUGCUGGAUACUUCACCAUCCGUCGUUGGAGUAACUAUUUCCGGUUUCCCGACUACGAUGCUCGCCACUGAUAUAUUUUCGUCUUUGGGAGUUCUUUCAAUGCCUGGGUCUGUGUCUCCAGUGACAGUUGACCUGACCUUCAAAACGCCACAACCCCCAAAGGUCACGGACUUUGUAUUCACCCUUACCAACGGAAAAGAUAUUGAAGUGACAUUCACAGAUGAAAAUGGCUCCACAAGGAAACUGAAUCCUGAUCCUACACCAAAUGGGCGAAUCAUCCUGGACUUUAAUGGACAGCCAAGCCUUGGGAUCACCAUCAAAGCAACACCCAGCUCAACGACCGACUCAUUAACUAUUAAAGAGACAGAAGUGAAAGCUUGUUCUGAAAUAGUGACAUUGCCACCUUCAUCGACAACUCCGCCUAGUCCUUCUUCGGGAACAGCUCCUAUACAGGGCCAGGUUCCGGGUUCUACAACACCUUCAGCGUUGACGACCCCAGCACCACCCACCCCAUCAACGACAACUCCAUUAAGUACACCUACCCCAUCAGGGGAAACAACUCCAAUCUCAACAGUCUGUACUGAGGAGAUGUUGACCCCGACUGACCUUUCCGUGAUGUCCGUUGAUAGUCCGUCGUUCCCCUCGACCGACUUGCCAAACUUAUUCACAUCUGUUGGAGUGGUCUCAAACACCCCGACAACCACUGCGGAGAUUGUGGUCACAUUUAACACAGCGUCACCUCCAAGGGUCACCACGGUCACCACCACCGUUACCAAGGCAACGUCCGUGGUGUUUACGCUUUUAGACGAAGACAAUAACCCAAUUCAGACUCAGACUAAGCCUGUCACAAAAGUCACCGAGACACCAGUUACUGCCACGUUCGGUGGAGUUCCUGGCAAAAAAGUCAAGAUCGUGGUCACCAAAACAAGCCCGGAUGUCCAGACCUCCGUGAAAAACACAGAAGUCAAGGCCUGUACCGAGAUCACACAGACAACUACACCAUCAGUGACAACUACAGUUAUAGUUCCAACAACCUCCCCUGUCCCAUCAGAGGAAACAACUCCUUUGACAACAGUCUGUACUGAGGAGAUGUUGACCCCGACUGACCUUUCCGUGAUGUCCGUUGAUAGUCCGUCGUUCCUCACGACUGACUUGCCAAACUUAUUCACGUCUGUUGGAGUGGUCUCCAACACCCUGACAACCACAGCGGAGAUUGUGGUCACAUUUAACACAGCGUCACCACCAAGGGUCACAACGGUCACCACAACCGUUACCAAGGCAACGUUCGUGGAGUUUACGCUAUUAGACGAAGACGAUACCCCAAUUCAGACCCAGACUAAGCCUGUCACAACGGUGGGCGAAACACCAGUUACUGCUACGUUCAGCGGUGUUCCUGGCAAAAAAGUCAAAAUCGUGGUCACCAAAACUAGCUCUGAUGUUCAGACCUCCGUUAAAAACACCGAAGUUAAAGCUUGCACUGAGGUUCCUUCAACUACUACACCAGUUACUCCAUCACCGUCAGUUCCAGUGACAACUCCAACUCCUUCCGUGACAUCACAAACAACACCGGAAGUCACGCCCUCUGUCACCACACCACCGAUUACGGAGACAACUCCUACUGUCACCACAGUUUGCCAGACCAUCAUGGUUACUGAGGCCAAUCCUAACAUCUUGUCAGUAAGCAGUUCCACGUAUCCUAACCCAAGCGACAUGUUUACGUCAUCUGGGACAACUGAAACAGCACAGACAUCCGUCGCGUCGGCCAUUUUGACUUUCAAUAACCUUGCAAAGAUAACUGAUGUUAAAGUGACAGUAGAUAAUGUCUAUAAAACUGUAAUUGAAGUCUUGCUAGAAAAUGGAGCAACAGCAGAGAAAAAGGAAUUAACAUAUCAAGGAGAUUUAAUGGUCAAUUUCAAAGGAAUAGAGGGAAAAUCAAUCAAAAUGACAUUGUACAAGGACAUUAGUUCCUCACCAUCAAAAAUAUCCUCCGUUCAAAUUAAAGCAUGUGUAGAAGCAGGAACUACAACCUCUGUUAGUACGCCUACACCAUCUGUAACACCAAGUGGACCUACUCCUUCCGUAACACCAACGCCUAGUGGACCUACUCCAUCUGUUACACCGACACCAUCAGUGACGCCAACACCAAGUGGACCUACUCCUUCCGUAACACCAACGCCUAGUGGACCUACUCCAUCUGUUACACCGACACCAUCAGUGACGCCCACACCAAGCGGGCCUGCUCCAUCUGUUACACCUACACCAAGUGGACCAACACCAAGUGGACCUACCCCAUCUGUAACAGCAACACCUAGCGGUCCUACACCAUCAGUAACACCAACGCCAAGUGGACCUUCUCCAUCUGUUACACCGACACCUAGUGGACCAACACCAAGUGGACCUACUCCAUCUGUAACACCAACGCCUAGUGGACCUACUCCAUCUGUUACAUCAACACCAUCAGUGACACCAACACCAAGUGGACCUACUCCAUCUGUUACACCAACGCCUAGUGGACCUACACCGUCCGUAACACCCACACCAAGUGGUCUAACCACUACAACAGUUACAACUUGUGUUGACGAGAUGCUGACAGCUGGUCCAAAUGUGUUGUCGCCAAGCAGUGACGAUAUCCCUGUCGGAAAUAUCCCCAAUAUUUUCACUCCUGUUGGCGCCAGUACGGUCACCAGUAAUCCUUCCCCGACUGUUGAAUUCACUCUGAACAGUGACCAACCACCACAGGUCACCACUGUGAGAGCGACCGUUUUGAAUGCGGAGAAGGUGGAAGUAACCUUAGAGCAACCUAACGGAGACAAGACAACAAAGACACCAGUUAUUUUACCCGAUGGCACUGUAGAAGUGAACUUUAAAGGAGAAACCGGAAGCAAAAUCAUCAUUACAAUAACCAAGAAAGACCCAACCGCACCCUCAACUGUUUCUGGAGUUGAAGUCAAAGCAUGUACAGAAGUUACAACAACACUUCCAACAACGACAAUAGCCAGUACCCCUAGUGUUUCUUCACCAAUACCGUCUGUAACGCCAGGAACGCCAACACCAAGUGGACCGACACCAUCAGUGACGCCAACACCAAGUGGACCUACUCCAUCUGGAACACCUACACCAAGUGGACCUACUCCAUCGGUUACCCCUACUCCAAGUGGACCUACUCCAUCUGUUACACCGACACCCAGUGGACCAACACCAAGUGGACCUACCCCAUCUGUAACACCAACGCCUAGUGGACCUACACCGUCCGUAACACCCACACCAAGUGGUCUAACCACUACAACAGUUACAACUUGUGUUGACGAGAUGCUGACAGCUGGUCCAAAUGUGUUGUCGCCAAGCAGUGACGAUAUCCCUGUCGGAAAUAUCCCCAAUAUUUUCACUCCUGUUGGCGCCAGUACGGUCACCAGUAAUCCUUCCCCGACUGUUGAAUUCACUCUGAACAGUGACCAACCACCACAGGUCACCACUGUGAGAGCGACCGUUUUGAAUGCGGAGAAGGUGGAAGUAACCUUAGAGCAACCUAACGGAGACAAGACAACAAAGACACCAGUUAUUUCACCCGAUGGCACUGUAGAAGUGAACUUUAAAGGAGAAACCGGAAGCAAAAUCAUCAUUACAAUAACCAAGAAAGACCCAACCGCACCCUCAACUGUUUCUGGAGUUGAAGUCAAAGCAUGUACAGAAGUUACAACAACACUUCCAACAACGACAAUAGCCAGUACCCCUAGUGUUUCUUCACCAAUACCGUCUGUAACGCCAGGAACGCCAACACCAAGUGGACCGACACCAUCAGUGACGCCAACACCAAGUGGACCUACUCCAUCUGGAACACCUACACCAAGUGGACCUACUCCAUCGGUUACCCCUACUCCAAGUGGACCUACUCCAUCUGUUACACCGACACCCAGUGGACCAACACCAAGUGGACCUACCCCAUCUGUAACACCAACGCCUAGUGGACCUACACCGUCCGUAACACCCACACCAAGUGGUCUAACCACUACAACAGUUACAACUUGUGUUGACGAGAUGCUGACAGCUGGUCCAAAUGUGUUGUCGCCAAGCAGUGACGAUAUCCCUGUCGGAAAUAUCCCCAAUAUUUUCACUCCUGUUGGCGCCAGUACGGUCACCAGUAAUCCUUCCCCGACUGUUGAAUUCACUCUGAACAGUGACCAACCACCACAGGUCACCACUGUGAAAGCGACCGUUUUGAAUGCGGAGAAGGUGGAAGUAACCUUAGAGCAACCUAACGGAGACAAGACAACAAAGACACCAGUUAUUUCACCCGAUGGCACUGUAGAAGUGAACUUUAAAGGAGAAACCGGAAGCAAAAUCAUCAUUACAAUAACCAAGAAAGACCCAACCGCACCCUCAACUGUUUCUGGAGUUGAAGUCAAAGCAUGUACAGAAGUUACAACAACACUUCCAACAACGACAAUAGCCAGUACCCCUAGUGUUUCUUCACCAAUACCGUCUGUAACGCCAGGAACGCCAACACCAAGUGGACCGACACCAUCAGUGACGCCAACACCAAGUGGACCUACUCCAUCUGGAACACCUACACCAAGUGGACCUACUCCAUCGGUUACCCCUACUCCAAGUGGACCUACUCCAUCUGUUACACCGACACCCAGUGGACCAACACCAAGUGGACCUACCCCAUCUGUAACACCAACGCCUAGUGGACCUACACCGUCCGUAACACCCACACCAAGUGGUCUAACCACUACAACAGUUACAACUUGUGUUGACGAGAUGCUGACAGCUGGUCCAAAUGUGUUGUCGCCAAGCAGUGACGAUAUCCCUGUCGGAAAUAUCCCCAAUAUUUUCACUCCUGUUGGCGCCAGUACGGUCACCAGUAAUCCUUCCCCGACUGUUGAAUUCACUCUGAACAGUGACCAACCACCACAGGUCACCACUGUGAAAGCGACCGUUUUGAAUGCGGAGAAGGUGGAAGUAACCUUAGAGCAACCUAACGGAGACAAGACAACAAAGACACCAGUUAUUUCACCCGAUGGCACUGUAGAAGUGAACUUUAAAGGAGAAACCGGAAGCAAAAUCAUCAUUACAAUAACCAAGAAAGACCCAACCGCACCCUCAACUGUUUCUGGAGUUGAAGUCAAAGCAUGUACAGAAGUUACAACAACACUUCCAACAACGACAAUAGCCAGUACCCCUAGUGUUUCUUCACCAAUACCGUCUGUAACGCCAGGAACGCCAACACCAAGUGGACCGACACCAUCAGUGACGCCAACACCAAGUGGACCUACUCCAUCUGGAACACCUACACCAAGUGGACCUACUCCAUCGGUUACCCCUACUCCAAGUGGACCUACUCCAUCUGUUACACCGACACCCAGUGGACCAACACCAAGUGGACCUACCCCAUCUGUAACACCAACGCCUAGUGGACCUACACCGUCCGUAACACCCACACCAAGUGGUCUAACCACUACAACAGUUACAACUUGUGUUGACGAGAUGCUGACAGCUGGUCCAAAUGUGUUGUCGCCAAGCAGUGACGAUAUCCCUGUCGGAAAUAUCCCCAAUAUUUUCACUCCUGUUGGCGCCAGUACGGUCACCAGUAAUCCUUCCCCGACUGUUGAAUUCACUCUGAACAGUGACCAACCACCACAGGUCACCACUGUGAGAGCGACCGUUUUGAAUGCGGAGAAGGUGGAAGUAACCUUAGAGCAACCUAACGGAGACAAGACAACAAAGACACCAGUUAUUUCACCCGAUGGCACUGUAGAAGUGAACUUUAAAGGAGAAACCGGAAGCAAAAUCAUCAUUACAAUAACCAAGAAAGACCCAACCGCACCCUCAACUGUUUCUGGAGUUGAAGUCAAAGCAUGUACAGAAGUUACAACAACACUUCCAACAACGACAAUAGCCAGUACCCCUAGUGUUUCUUCACCAAUACCGUCUGUAACGCCAGGAACGCCAACACCAAGUGGACCGACACCAUCAGUGACGCCAACACCAAGUGGACCUACUCCAUCUGGAACACCUACACCAAGUGGACCUACUCCAUCGGUUACCCCUACUCCAAGUGGACCUACUCCAUCUGUUACACCGACACCCAGUGGACCAACACCAAGUGGACCUACCCCAUCUGUAACACCAACGCCUAGUGGACCUACACCGUCCGUAACACCCACACCAAGUGGUCUAACCACUACAACAGUUACAACUUGUGUUGACGAGAUGCUGACAGCUGGUCCAAAUGUGUUGUCGCCAAGCAGUGACGAUAUCCCUGUCGGAAAUAUCCCCAAUAUUUUCACUCCUGUUGGCGCCAGUACGGUCACCAGUAAUCCUUCCCCGACUGUUGAAUUCACUCUGAACAGUGACCAACCACCACAGGUCACCACUGUGAAAGCGACCGUUUUGAAUGCGGAGAAGGUGGAAGUAACCUUAGAGCAACCUAACGGAGACAAGACAACAAAGACACCAGUUAUUUCACCCGAUGGCACUGUAGAAGUGAACUUUAAAGGAGAAACCGGAAGCAAAAUCAUCAUUACAAUAACCAAGAAAGACCCAACCGCACCCUCAACUGUUUCUGGAGUUGAAGUCAAAGCAUGUACAGAAGUUACAACAACACUUCCAACAACGACAAUAGCCAGUACCCCUAGUGUUUCUUCACCAAUACCGUCUGAAACGCCAGGAACGCCAACACCAAGUGGACCGACACCAUCAGUGACGCCAACACCAAGUGGACCUACUCCAUCUGGAACACCUACACCAAGUGGACCUACUCCAUCGGUUACCCCUACUCCAAGUGGACCUACUCCAUCUGUUACACCGACACCCAGUGGACCAACACCAAGUGGACCUACCCCAUCUGUAACACCAACGCCUAGUGGACCUACACCGUCCGUAACACCCACACCAAGUGGUCUAACCACUACAACAGUUACAACUUGUGUUGACGAGAUGCUGACAGCUGGUCCAAAUGUGUUGUCGCCAAGCAGUGACGAUAUCCCUGUCGGAAAUAUCCCCAAUAUUUUCACUCCUGUUGGCGCCAGUACGGUCACCGGUAAUCCUUCCCCGACUGUUGAAUUCACUCUGAACAGUGACCAACCACCACAGGUCACCACUGUGAGAGCGACCGUUUUGAAUGCGGAGAAGGUGGAAGUAACCUUAGAGCAACCUAACGGAGACAAGACAACAAAGACACCAGUUAUUUCACCCGAUGGCACUGUAGAAGUGAACUUUAAAGGAGAAACCGGAAGCAAAAUCAUCAUUACAAUAACCAAGAAAGACCCAACCGCACCCUCAACUGUUUCUGGAGUUGAAGUCAAAGCAUGUACAGAAGUUACAACAACACUUCCAACAACGACAAUAGCCAGUACCCCUAGUGUUUCUUCACCAAUACCGUCUGUAACGCCAGGAACGCCAACACCAAGUGGACCGACACCAUCAGUGACGCCAACACCAAGUGGACCUACUCCAUCUGGAACACCUACACCAAGUGGACCUACUCCAUCGGUUACCCCUACUCCAAGUGGACCUACUCCAUCUGUUACACCGACACCCAGUGGACCAACACCAAGUGGACCUACCCCAUCUGUAACACCAACGCCUAGUGGACCUACACCGUCCGUAACACCCACACCAAGUGGUCUAACCACUACAACAGUUACAACUUGUGUUGACGAGAUGCUGACAGCUGGUCCAAAUGUGUUGUCGCCAAGCAGUGACGAUAUCCCUGUCGGAAAUAUCCCCAAUAUUUUCACUCCUGUUGGCGCCAGUACGGUCACCAGUAAUCCUUCCCCGACUGUUGAAUUCACUCUGAACAGUGACCAACCACCACAGGUCACCACUGUGAAAGCGACCGUUUUGAAUGCGGAGAAGGUGGAAGUAACCUUAGAGCAACCUAACGGAGACAAGACAACAAAGACACCAGUUAUUUCACCCGAUGGCACUGUAGAAGUGAACUUUAAAGGAGAAACCGGAAGCAAAAUCAUCAUUACAAUAACCAAGAAAGACCCAACCGCACCCUCAACUGUUUCUGGAGUUGAAGUCAAAGCAUGUACAGAAGUUACAACAACACUUCCAACAACGACAAUAGCCAGUACCCCUAGUGUUUCUUCACCAAUACCGUCUGUAACGCCAGGAACGCCAACACCAAGUGGACCGACACCAUCAGUGACGCCAACACCAAGUGGACCUACUCCAUCUGGAACACCUACACCAAGUGGACCUACUCCAUCUGUUACCCCUACUCCAAGUGGACCUACUCCAUCUGUUACACCGACACCCAGUGGACCAACACCAAGUGGACCUACCCCAUCUGUAACACCAACGCCUAGUGGACCUACACCGUCCGUAACACCCACACCAAGUGGUUUAACCACAACAACAGUUACAACUUGUGUUGACGAGAUGCUGACAGCUGGUCCAAAUGUGUUGUCGCCAAGCAGUGACGAUAUCCCUGUCGGAAAUAUCCCCAAUAUUUUCACUCCUGUUGGCGCCAGUACGGUCACCAGUAAUCCUUCCCCGACUGUUGAAUUCACUCUGAACAGUGACCAACCACCACAGGUCACCACUGUGAAAGCGACCGUUUUGAAUGCGGAGAAGGUGGAAGUAACCUUAGAGCAACCUAACGGAGACAAGACAACAAAGACACCAGUUAUUUCACCCGAUGGCACUGUAGAAGUGAACUUUAAAGGAGAAACCGGAAGCAAAAUCAUCAUUACAAUAACCAAGAAAGACCCAACCGCACCCUCAACUGUUUCUGGAGUUGAAGUCAAAGCAUGUACAGAAGUUACAACAACACUUCCAACAACGACAAUAGCCAGUACCCCUAGUGUUUCUUCACCAAUACCGUCUGUAACGCCAGGAACGCCAACACCAAGUGGACCGACACCAUCAGUGACGCCAACACCAAGUGGACCUACUCCAUCUGGAACACCUACACCAAGUGGACCUACUCCAUCUGUUACCCCUACUCCAAGUGGACCUACUCCAUCUGUUACACCGACACCCAGUGGACCAACACCAAGUGGACCUACCCCAUCUGUAACACCAACGCCUAGUGGACCUACACCGUCCGUAACACCCACACCAAGUGGUUUAACCACAACAACAGUUACAACUUGUGUUGACGAGAUGCUGACAGCUGGUCCAAAUGUGUUGUCGCCAAGCAGUGACGAUAUCCCUGUCGGAAAUAUCCCCAAUAUUUUCACUCCUGUUGGCGCCAGUACGGUCACCAGUAAUCCUUCCCCGACUGUUGAAUUCACUCUGAACAGUGACCAACCACCACAGGUCACCACUGUGAAAGCGACCGUUUUGAAUGCGGAGAAGGUGGAAGUAACCUUAGAGCAACCUAACGGAGACAAGACAACAAAGACACCAGUUAUUUCACCCGAUGGCACUGUAGAAGUGAACUUUAAAGGAGAAACCGGAAGCAAAAUCAUCAUUACAAUAACCAAGAAAGACCCAACCGCACCCUCAACUGUUUCUGGAGUUGAAGUCAAAGCAUGUACAGAAGUUACAACAACACUUCCAACAACGACAAUAGCCAGUACCCCUAGUGUUUCUUCACCAAUACCGUCUGUAACGCCAGGAACGCCAACACCAAGUGGACCGACACCAUCAGUGACGCCAACACCAAGUGGACCUACUCCAUCUGGAACACCUACACCAAGUGGACCUACUCCAUCGGUUACCCCUACUCCAAGUGGACCUACUCCAUCUGUUACACCGACACCCAGUGGACCAACACCAAGUGGACCUACCCCAUCUGUAACACCAACGCCUAGUGGACCUACACCGUCCGUAACACCCACACCAAGUGGUCUAACCACUACAACAGUUACAACUUGUGUUGACGAGAUGCUGACAGCUGGUCCAAAUGUGUUGUCGCCAAGCAGUGACGAUAUCCCUGUCGGAAAUAUCCCCAAUAUUUUCACUCCUGUUGGCGCCAGUACGGUCACCAGUAAUCCUUCCCCGACUGUUGAAUUCACUCUGAACAGUGACCAACCACCACAGGUCACCACUGUGAAAGCGACCGUUUUGAAUGCGGAGAAGGUGGAAGUAACCUUAGAGCAACCUAACGGAGACAAGACAACAAAGACACCAGUUAUUUCACCCGUUGGCACUGUAGAAGUGGACUUUAAAGGAGAAACCGGAAGCAAAAUCAUCAUUACAAUAACCAAGAAAGACCCAACCGCACCCUCAACUGUUUCUGGAGUUGAAGUCAAAGCAUGUACAGAAGUUACAACAACACUUCCAACAACGACAAUAGCCAGUACCCCUAGUGUUUCUUCACCAAUACCGUCUGUAACGCCAGGAACGCCAACACCAAGUGGACCGACACCAUCAGUGACGCCAACACCAAGUGGACCUACUCCAUCUGGAACACCUACACCAAGUGGACCUACUCCAUCGGUUACCCCUACUCCAAGUGGACCUACUCCAUCUGUUACACCGACACCCAGUGGACCAACACCAAGUGGACCUACCCCAUCUGUAACACCAACGCCUAGUGGACCUACACCGUCCGUAACACCCACCCCAAGUGGUCUAACCACUACAACAGUUACAACUUGUGUUGACGAGAUGCUGACAGCUGGUCCAAAUGUGUUGUCGCCAAGCAGUGACGAUAUCCCUGUCGGAAAUAUCCCCAAUAUUUUCACUCCUGUUGGCGCCAGUACGGUCACCAGUAAUCCUUCCCCGACUGUUGAAUUCACUCUGAACAGUGACCAACCACCACAGGUCACCACUGUGAAAGCGACCGUUUUGAAUGCGGAGAAGGUGGAAGUAACCUUAGAGCAACCUAACGGAGACAAGACAACAAAGACACCAGUUAUUUCACCCGAUGGCACUGUAGAAGUGAACUUUAAAGGAGAAACCGGAAGCAAAAUCAUCAUUACAAUAACCAAGAAAGACCCAACCGCACCCUCAACUGUUUCUGGAGUUGAAGUCAAAGCAUGUACAGAAGUUACAACAACACUUCCAACAACGACAAUAGCCAGUACCCCUAGUGUUUCUUCACCAAUACCGUCUGUAACGCCAGGAACGCCAACACCAAGUGGACCGACACCAUCAGUGACGCCAACACCAAGUGGACCUACUCCAUCUGGAACACCUACACCAAGUGGACCUACUCCAUCGGUUACCCCUACUCCAAGUGGACCUACUCCAUCUGUUACACCGACACCCAGUGGACCAACACCAAGUGGACCUACCCCAUCUGUAACACCAACGCCUAGUGGACCUACACCGUCCGUAACACCCACACCAAGUGGUCUAACCACUACAACAGUUACAACUUGUGUUGACGAGAUGCUGACAGCUGGUCCAAAUGUGUUGUCGCCAAGCAGUGACGAUAUCCCUGUCGGAAAUAUCCCCAAUAUUUUCACUCCUGUUGGCGCCAGUACGGUCACCAGUAAUCCUUCCCCGACUGUUGAAUUCACUCUGAACAGUGACCAACCACCACAGGUCACCACUGUGAAAGCGACCGUUUUGAAUGCGGAGAAGGUGGAAGUAACCUUAGAGCAACCUAACGGAGACAAGACAACAAAGACACCAGUUAUUUCACCCGAUGGCACUGUAGAAGUGGACUUUAAAGGAGAAACCGGAAGCAAAAUCAUCAUUACAAUAACCAAGAAAGACCCAACCGCACCCUCAACUGUUUCUGGAGUUGAAGUCAAAGCAUGUACAGAAGUUACAACAACACUUCCAACAACGACAAUAGCCAGUACCCCUAGUGUUUCUUCACCAAUACCGUCUGUAACGCCAGGAACGCCAACACCAAGUGGACCGACACCAUCAGUGACGCCAACACCAAGUGGACCUACUCCAUCUGGAACACCUACACCAAGUGGACCUACUCCAUCGGUUACCCCUACUCCAAGUGGACCUACUCCAUCUGUUACACCGACACCCAGUGGACCAACACCAAGUGGACCUACCCCAUCUGUAACACCAACGCCUAGUGGACCUACACCGUCCGUAACACCCACACCAAGUGGUCUAACCACUACAACAGUUACAACUUGUGUUGACGAGAUGCUGACAGCUGGUCCAAAUGUGUUGUCGCCAAGCAGUGACGAUAUCCCUGUCGGAAAUAUCCCCAAUAUUUUCACUCCUGUUGGCGCCAGUACGGUCACCAGUAAUCCUUCCCCGACUGUUGAAUUCACUCUGAACAGUGACCAACCACCACAGGUCACCACUGUGAAAGCGACCGUUUUGAAUGCGGAGAAGGUGGAAGUAACCUUAGAGCAACCUAACGGAGACAAGACAACAAAGACACCAGUUAUUUCACCCGAUGGCACUGUAGAAGUGAACUUUAAAGGAGAAACCGGAAGCAAAAUCAUCAUUACAAUAACCAAGAAAGACCCAACCGCACCCUCAACUGUUUCUGGAGUUGAAGUCAAAGCAUGUACAGAAGUUACAACAACACUUCCAACAACGACAAUAGCCAGUACCCCUAGUGUUUCUUCACCAAUACCGUCUGUAACGCCAGGAACGCCAACACCAAGUGGACCGACACCAUCAGUGACGCCAACACCAAGUGGACCUACUCCAUCUGGAACACCUACACCAAGUGGACCUACUCCAUCGGUUACCCCUACUCCAAGUGGACCUACUCCAUCUGUUACACCGACACCCAGUGGACCAACACCAAGUGGACCUACCCCAUCUGUAACACCAACGCCUAGUGGACCUACACCGUCCGUAACACCCACACCAAGUGGUCUAACCACUACAACAGUUACAACUUGCGUUGACGAGAUGCUGACAGCUGGUCCAAAUGUGUUGUCGCCAAGCAGUGACGAUAUCCCUGUCGGAAAUAUCCCCAACAUUUUCACUCCUGUUGGCGCAAGUACGGUCACCAGUAAUCCUUCCCCGACUGUUGAAUUCACUCUGAACAGUGACCAACCACCACAGGUCACCACUGUGAAAGCGACCGUUUUGAAUGCGGAGAAGGUGGAAGUAACCUUAGAGCAACCUAACGGAGACAAGACAACAAAGACACCAGUUAUUUCACCCGAUGGCACUGUAGAAGUGAACUUUAAAGGAGAAACCGGAAGCAAAAUCAUCAUCACAAUAACCAAGACAGACCCAACCGCACCCUCAACUGUUUCUGGAGUUGAAGUCAAAGCAUGUACAGAAGUUACAACAACACUUCCAACAACGACAAUAGCCAGUACCCCUAGUGUUUCUUCACCAAUACCGUCUGUAACGCCAGGAACGCCAACACCAAGUGGACCGACACCAUCAGUGACGCCAACACCAAGUGGACCUACUCCAUCUGGAACACCUACACCAAGUGGACCUACUCCAUCGGUUACCCCUACUCCAAGUGGACCUACUCCAUCUGUUACACCGACACCCAGUGGACCAACACCAAGUGGACCUACCCCAUCUGUAACACCAACGCCUAGUGGACCUACACCGUCCGUAACACCCACACCAAGUGGUCUAACCACUACAACAGUUACAACUUGCGUUGACGAGAUGUUGACAGCUGGUCCAAAUGUGUUGUCGCCAAGCAGUGACGAUAUCCCUGUCGGAAAUAUCCCCAACAUUUUCACUCCUGUUGGCGCAAGUACGGUCACCAGUAAUCCUUCCCCGACUGUUGAAUUCACUCUGAACAGUGACCAACCACCACAGGUCACCAUUGUGAAAGCCACUGUCGAGAAUGCAGAAACGGUGGAGGUCACAUUAGAGCAACCCAAUGGAGAAAAGAUUACAAAGACACCAGUUUUGUCGCCUGAUGGCACUGUUGAAGUUAACUUUAAAGGGGAAAUUGGAAGCAAAAUUAUCAUAAAGAUCACCAAGAAGGACGAAACAGCACCCUCAACUGUAUCUAGUGUUGAAGUCAAAGCUUGUACACAGGUUUCCACAAUCCUUUCAACAACUACACCAAGUGUUUCUUCACCACCACCGUCCGUAACGCCAGGAACACCAACACCAAGUGGACCGACACCAUCAGUAACUCCAACGCCAAGUGGACCUACUCCAUCUGGAACACCUACGCCAAGUGGACCUACUCCAUCUGGUACACCUACACCCAGUGGACCAACUCCAUCUGUGACGCCUACGCCUAGUGGACCAACACCUUCUGUGACACCCACGCCCAGUGGGCCGACUCCUUCCGUAACACCUACACCAAGUGUUCCAACACCCAGUGGUCCAACCCCAUCCGUUACACCAACACCUAGUGGACCUACACCGUCUGUAACACCAACACCAAGUGGCCCAACCACUACAACAGUUACAACUUGUGUCGAUGAAAUGUUGACAGCCAGUGCUAAUGAGUUGACUCCAAGCAGUGACGAUAUCCCUGGAAGUGUGGCCAAUGUGUUCACUCCUACUGGUGCCACUACGGACAAUGUUAAUCCUACCCCAACUGUUGAAUUCACUCUGAACGGUGAUCAACCACCACAGGUCACUACUGUGAAAGCCAAUGUUGGGAAUGCGGAAUCGGUGGAAGUCACAUUAGAGCAACCCAAUGGAGAAAAGAUUACAAAGACACCAGUUUUGUCACCCGAUGGCACUGUUGAAGUUAACUUUAAAGGGGAAAUUGGAAGCAAAAUUAUUAUAAAGAUCACCAAGAAAGACGAAACUGCAUCUUCAACUGUAUCUAGCGUUGAAGUCAAAGCGUGUACCGAGGCAACUGGAACUACGCAAACAACGGAAAAAGUUGGAGUAGUGACAACAACGCCACUUCUUACAACAACAUCCGUUUUCACAACCACAGGAAUAGUUCAAUCAACAACUCCAACCAUCUCCACGGUUUGUGUCAAGACCGAGGGAAUGAGCGAUUAUUCCCAGAUUCCCACUGGAAGCAUUUCAUUUACCAAUAAUGAAAUUUCGCCUGCUGAUAUUGAUAAGGUUCGACCAGAAAACGUUAAUGGUCCUCUUACGGUCAAAGAAACAUCGCCAGAAAAGCCUAUUGUUGUUUCUAUUUCGUUCCCCCCUGAAGGGGUAGAAGUGGGCCAAAUUAAAGUGAGUCCUGAAGAACUUCUAACAACAACGGAAAUCAGUGAGAGAAACAUUGAAUCAUUCGAUGUGUCGUACAAGAUUCCAGAUGACGACACUUUGUAUCCUCUCCUUGGUGGAAAGAAAUUCUCUGGAACUGAAGCAGCUGAUCUGAAAUCAAUGCUAGUUAACGAAAUUGUGAUCACUGUCAAACCCAGUGACGCUUCCCAAGAUGUUUUGCUAGUGUUAUCAGUCAAAGCCUGUUUCGGAGGUCUUCUCUCUACAGUAUCAACACCACCCGGUUCCACUGCUGCUGCCGGUUUCACACCGGCUACGAUAAAGUUACCGAGUUCAACCGUUUUAGCUCCUACGUUACCUCCACUUUUACAAACGUCGACUAUUUCUACGAUUUCUACGACAGGCACACAGACAACAUUGUCGACGACAAGGGUGACAUCAACAUUGACGACAGUUCUUCCUGGAUCCCCCCCAACUCCACCCGAAUUUACACUACCACCUCCGGGUGUCACCACAACCCUUGGUACGACGCCUUCCGUAACAUCAAGUGGAACAGUUCCUCAAACGCCUGCAACAAAAGUAUCUACACCGCAGAUUAGUACACCAUCCUCGGGAACUCCAUCAGAAAAAAUUACGACUCCAUCAUUUGGAACUACGCCAUCUGUGACAACAAGUGGAUCUACUCCAUCAGUUACACCUACACCAAGUGUUUCCACCCCAAGUGGUCCAACUCCUUCAGUUACACCUACACCUAGUGGACCUUCACCGUCAGUUACACCAACACCUAGUGGGCCAUCACCGUCGGUGACACCUACACCAAGUGGAACAACACCAUCAGUGACACCAACUCCGAGCAGCCCCACACCCUCUGUUACACCUACGCCUAGUGGACCUUCACCAUCGGUGACAUUUACACCAAGCGUAGCCACUCCACAUGGACCAACACCAUCUGUGACACCAGCGCCAAGUGGACCAACACCAUCAGUGACACCAACGCCGAGCGGUCCUACUCCAUCGGUGACACCUACCCCAAGUGGACCAACACCCUCAGUGACACCAACACCAAGUGCUUCCACCCCAAGUGGUCCUACACCAUCUGUCACACCCACACCAAGUGGUCCAACACCGUCAGGAACACCAACGCCAAGUGGCCCCACACCAUCCGUUACAACGACACCUAGUGGACCAACACCAUCAGUGACACCAACACCAAGUGUUUCCACCCCAAGUGGUCCUACUCCUUCAGUUACACCUACACCAAGUGGUCCUACACCAUCUGUCACACCCACAACAAGUGGUCCAACACCGUCAGUGACACCAACACCAAGUGUUUCCACCCCAAGUGGUCCUACUCCUUCAGUUACACCUACACCAAGUGGUCCUACACCAUCUGUCACACCCACACCAAGUGGUCCAACACCGUCAGGAACACCAACGCCAAGUGGCCCCACACCAUCCGUUACACCGACACCUAGUGGACCAACACCAUCAGUGACACCAACGCCGAGCGGUCCUACUCCAUCGGUGACACCUACCCCAAGUGGACCAACACCCUCAGUGACACCAACACCAAGUGUUUCCACCCCAAGUGGUCCUACUCCUUCAGUUACACCUACACCAAGUGGUCCUACACCAUCUGUCACACCCACACCAAGUGGUCCAACACCGUCAGGAACACCAACGCCAAGUGGCCCCACACCAUCCGUUACACCGACACCUAGUGGACCAACACCAUCAGUGACACCAACGCCGAGCGGUCCUACUCCAUCAGUGACACCUACCCCAAGUGGACCAACACCCUCAGUGACACCAACACCAAGUGUUUCCACCCCAAGUGGUCCUACUCCUUCAGUUACACCUACACCAAGUGGUCCUACACCAUCUGUCACACCCACACCAAGUGGUCCAACACCGUCAGGAACACCAACGCCAAGUGGCCCCACACCAUCCGUUACACCGACACCUAGUGGACCAACACCAUCAGUGACACCAACGCCGAGCGGUCCUACUCCAUCAGUGACACCUACCCCAAGUGGACCAACACCCUCAGUGACACCAACACCAAGUGUUUCCACCCCAAGUGGUCCUACUCCUUCAGUUACACCUACACCAAGUGGUCCUACACCAUCUGUCACACCCACACCAAGUGGUCCAACACCGUCAGGAACACCAACGCCAAGUGGCCCCACACCAUCCGUUACACCGACACCUAGUGGACCAACACCAUCAGUGACACCAACACCGAGCGGUCCUACUCCAUCAGUGACACCUACCCCAAGUGGACCAACACCCUCAGUGACACCAACACCAAGUGUUUCCACCCCAAGUGGUCCUACUCCUUCAGUAACACCUACACCAAGUGGUCCUUCACCAUCUGUCACACCGACACCAAGUGGUCCAACACCGUCAGAAACACCAACGCCAAGUGGCCCCACACCAUCCGUUACACCGACACCUAGUGGACCAACACCAUCAGUGACACCAACACCGAGCGGUCCUACUCCAUCAGUGACACCUACCCCAAGUGGACCAACACCCUCAGUGACACCAACACCAAGUGUUUCCACCCCAAGUGGUCCUACUCCUUCAGUUACACCUACACCAAGUGGUCCUACACCAUCUGUCACACCCACACCAAGUGGACCAACACCGUCAGGAACACCAACGCCAAGUGGCCCUACACCAUCCGUUACACCUACACCUAGUGGACCAACACCAUCAGUGACACCAACGCCGAGCGGUCCUACUCCAUCAGUGACACCUACCCCAAGUGGACCAACACCCUCAGUGACACCAACACCAAGUGUUUCCACCCCAAGUGGUCCUACUCCUUCAGUUACACCUACACCAAGUGGUCCUACACCAUCUGUCACACCCACACCAAGUGGCCCAACACCGUCAGGAACACCAACGCCAAGUGGCCCCACACCAUCCGUUACACCGACACCUAGUGGACCAACACCAUCAGUGACACCAACGCCAAGCGGUCCUACUCCAUCAGUGACACCUACCCCAAGUGGACCAACGCCCUCAGUGACACCAACACCAAGUGUGACCACCCCAAGUGGUCCAACUCCUUCAGUUACACCUACACCAAGUGGACCAACACCAUCAGUGACACCUACACCAAGCGGUCCAACUCCAUCAGGAACACCAACGCCAAGCGGACCAACACCAUCAGUGACACCAACUCCAAGCAGCCCUUCACCCUCUGUUACACCUACGCCAAGUGGUCCUUCACCAUCGGUGACAGUUACCCCAAGUGUAGCCACUCCUAGUGGACCAACACCAUCAGUAACACCAACUCCGAGUGGUCCUACACCAUCGGUCACACCAACACCGAGCGGUCCAACUCCAUCAGGUACACCUACACCAAGUGGACCGACACCAUCAGUAACACCGACACCUAGCGGACCAAUACCAUCAGUGACACCAACGCCAAGCGGUCCUACUCCAUCGGUGACACCUACCCCAAGUGGACCAACACCCUCAGUGACACCAACACCAAGUGUUUCCACCCCAAGUGGUCCUACUCCUUCAGUUACACCUACACCAAGUGGUCCUACACCAUCUGUCACACCCACACCAAGUGGUCCAACACCGUCAGGAACACCAACGCCAAGUGGCCCCACACCAUCCGUUACACCGACACCUAGUGGACCAACACCAUCAGUGACACCAACACCGAGCGGUCCUACUCCAUCAGUGACACCUACCCCAAGUGGACCAACACCCUCAGUGACACCAACACCAAGUGUUUCCACCCCAAGUGGUCCAACUCCAUCAAUUACACCUACACCAAGUGGACCAACACCAUCAGGCACACCGACACCAAGUGGUCCUACUCCAUCAGGUACACCUACACCAAGUGGACCGACACCAUCAAUUACACCAACACCAAGUGGCCCAACUACUACAACAGUGACAAGCUGCGUUGAUGAAAUGCUGACAGCUGGUCCAAAUGUAUUGACGCCAAGCAGUGAUGAUAUGCCUGGCGAAAAUGUGGACAAUGUGUUCACUUCUACUGGUGCCACUACGGACAAUGUUAAUCCUACCCCAACUGUUGAAUUCACUCUGAACAGUGAUCAGCCACCACAGGUCACCGCUGUGAAAGCCAUUGUUAGGAAUGCAGAAACUGUUGAAGUCACAUUAGAGCAACCCAAUGGAGAAAAGAUUACAAAGACACCAGUUUUGUCACCUGAUGGCACUGUUGAAGUUAAUUUCAGAGGUGAAACUGGAAGCAAAAUUACCAUAAAGAUUACCAAGAAGGACACAAGUGCACCCUCAACUGUAUCUAGCGUUGAAGUCAAAGCUUGCACAAGUGGUGUAACAACCACCCUCGGUACGUCGCCUUCAGUAACUUCGAGUGGAACAGUUCCUCAAACGCCAGCAACAAAAGUAUCUACACCGCGAAUUACAACAAUAUCAUCCGGAACUCCGUCGGAAAUAAUCACAACACCUUCAUUUGGAACAACACCAUCUGUGACCACAAAUGGGUCAACCCCUAGUGUAACAACACCUGGCGGUCCAACACCAAGUGGUCCAACUCCGUCAGUUACACCUACACCAAGUGGACCAACACCAUCAGUGACACCAACUCCUAGUGGACCUACACCAUCCGUGACACCCACACCUAGUGGACCAACACCGUCAGUCACACCAACGCCAAGUGGCCCUACACCAUCAGUUACACCGACUCCUAGUGGACCAACACCCUCAGUGACACCAACACCAAGUGUUUCCACCCCAAGUGGUCCAACUCCAUCAGUUACACCUACACCAAGUGGUCCUACACCAUCUGUCACACCCACACCAAGCGGUCCAACUCCAUCAGGUACACCUACACCAAGCGGACCAACUCCAUCAGUGACACCAACUCCGAGCGGCCCUACUCCCUCUGUUACACCCACGCCUAGUGGACCUUCACCAUCGGUGACAGUUACACCAAGUGCACCAACUCCAAGUGGACCAACACCAUCAGUGACACCAACUCCUAGCGGUCCUACUCCAUCGGUGACACCUACCCCAAGUGGACCAACACCCUCAGUGACACCAACACCAAGUGUUUCCACUCCAAGUGGUCCAACUCCGUCAGUUACACCUACACCAAGUGGUCCUACACCAUCUGUCACACCCACCCCAAGCGGUCCAACUCCAUCAGGUACACCUACACCAAGCGGACCAACUCCAUCAGUGACACCAACUCCGAGCGGCCCUACUCCCUCUGUUACACCUACGCCUAGUGGACCUUCACCAUCGGUGACAGUUACACCAAGUGCACCAACUCCAAGUGGACCAACACCAUCUGUGACACCAACUCCGAGUGGUCCUACACCAUCGGUCACACCCACGCCAAGCGGUCCAACUCCAUCUGGUACACCUACACCAAGUGGACCGACACCUAGUGGACCAACACCAUCAGUGACACCAACUCCUAGCGGUCCUACUCCAUCGGUGACACCUACCCCAAGUGGACCAACACCUUCAGUGACACCAACACCAAGUGUUUCCACUCCAAGUGGUCCAACUCCGUCAGUUACACCUACACCAAGUGGUCCUACACCAUCUGUCACACCCACUCCAAGCGGUCCAACUCCAUCAGGUACACCUACACCAAGCGGCCCAACUCCAUCAGUGACACCAACUCCGAGCAGCCCUACUCCCUCUGUUACACCUACGCCUAGUGGACCUUCACCAUCGGUGACAGUUACACCAAGUGCACCAACUCCAAGUGGACCAACACCAUCUGUGACACCAACUCCGAGUGGUCCUACACCAUCGGUCACACCCACGCCAAGCGGUCCAACUCCAUCUGGUACACCUACACCAAGUGGACCGACACCUAGUGGACCAACACCAUCAGUGACACCAACUCCUAGCGGUCCUACUCCAUCGGUGACACCUACCCCAAGUGGACCAACACCCUCAGUGACACCAACACCAAGUGUUUCCACUCCAAGUGGUCCAACUGCGUCAGUUACACCUACACCAAGUGGUCCUACACCAUCUGUCACACCCACUGCAAGUGGUCCAACUCCAUCAGGUACACCUACACCAAGCGGCCCAACUCCAUCAGUGACACCAACUCCGAGCGGCCCUACUCCCUCUGUUACACCUACGCCUAGUGGACCUUCACCAUCGGUGACAGUUACACCAAGUGCACCAACUCCAAGUGGACCAACACCAUCUGUGACACCUACCCCAAGUGGACCAACUCCCUCAGUGACACCAACACCAAGUGUUUCCACUCCAAGUGGUCCAACUCCUUCAGUUACACCUACACCAAGUGGUCCUACACCAUCUGUCACACCCACACCAAGCGGUCCAACUCCAUCAAGUACACCUACACCAAGCGGACCAACUCCAUCAGUGACACCAACUCCGAGCGGCCCUACUCCCUCUGUUACACCUACGCCUAGUGGACCUUCACCAUCGGUGACAGUUACACCAAGUGCACCAACUCCAAGUGGACCAACACCAUCUGUGACACCAACUCCGAGUGGUCCUACACCAUCGGUCACACCCACGCCAAGCGGUCCAACUCCAUCUGGUACACCUACACCAAGUGGACCGACACCUAGUGGACCAACACCAUCAGUAACACCAACUCCUAGCGGCCCUACUCCAUCGGUGACACCUACCCCAAGUGGACCAACACCUUCAGUGACACCAACACCAAGUGUUUCCACUCCAAGUGGUCCAACUCCGUCAGUUACACCUACACCAAGUGGUCCUACACCAUCUGUCACACCCACUCCAAGCGGUCCACCUCCAUCAGGUACACCUACACCAAGCGGCCCAACUCCAUCAGUGACACCAACUCCGAGCAGCCCUACUCCCUCUGUUACACCUACGCCUAGUGGACCUUCACCAUCGGUGACAGUUACACCAAGUGCACCAACUCCAAGUGGACCAACACCAUCUGUGACACCAACUCCGAGUGGUCCUACACCAUCGGUCACACCCACGCCAAGCGGUCCAACUCCAUCUGGUACACCUACACCAAGUGGACCGACACCUAGUGGACCAACACCAUCAGUGACACCAACUCCUAGCGGUCCUACUCCAUCGGUGACACCUACCCCAAGUGGACCAACACCCUCAGUGACACCAACACCAAGUGUUUCCACUCCAAGUGGUCCAACUCCGUCAGUUACACCUACACCAAGUGGUCCUACACCAUCUGUCACACCCACUGCAAGUGGUCCAACUCCAUCAGGUACACCUACACCAAGCGGCCCAACUCCAUCAGUGACACCAACUCCGAGCGGCCCUACUCCCUCUGUUACACCUACGCCUAGUGGACCUUCACCAUCGGUGACAGUUACACCAAGUGCACCAACUCCAAGUGGACCAACACCAUCUGUGACACCUACCCCAAGUGGACCAACUCCCUCAGUGACACCAACACCAAGUGUUUCCACUCCAAGUGGUCCAACUCCUUCAGUUACACCUACACCAAGUGGUCCUACACCAUCUGUCACACCCACACCAAGCGGUCCAACUCCAUCAGGUACACCUACACCAAGCGGACCAACUCCAUCAGUGACACCAACUCCGAGCGGCCCUACUCCCUCUGUUACACCUACGCCUAGUGGACCUUCACCAUCGGUGACAGUUACACCAAGUGCACCAACUCCAAGUGGACCAACACCAUCUGUGACACCAACUCCGAGUGGUCCUACACCAUCGGUCACACCCACGCCAAGCGGUCCAACUCCAUCUGGUACACCUACACCAAGUGGACCGACACCUAGUGGACCAACACCAUCAGUGACACCAACUCCUAGCGGUCCUACUCCAUCGGUGACACCUACCCCAAGUGGACCAACACCCUCAGUGACACCAACACCAAGUGUUUCCACCCCAAGUGGUCCAACUCCAUCAGUUACACCUACACCAAGUGGUCCUACACCAUCUGUCACACCCACACCAAGCGGUCCAACUCCAUCAGGUACACCUACACCAAGCGGACCAACUCCAUCAGUGACACCAACUCCGAGCGGCCCUACUCCCUCUGUUACACCUACGCCUAGUGGACCUUCACCAUCGGUGACAGUUACACCAAGUGCACCAACUCCAAGUGGACCAACACCAUCUGUGACACCAACUCCGAGUGGUCCUACACCAUCAGUCACACCCACGCCAAGCGGUCCAACUCCAUCUGGUACACCUACACCAAGUGGACCGACACCUAGUGGACCAACACCAUCAGUGACACCAACUCCUAGCGGUCCUACUCCAUCGGUGACACCUACCCCAAGUGGACCAACACCCUCAGUGACACCAACACCAAGUGUUUCCACCCCAAGUGGUCCAACUCCAUCAGUUACACCUACACCAAGUGGUCCUACACCAUCUGUCACACCCACACCAAGCGGUCCAACUCCAUCAGGUACACCUACACCAAGCGGACCAACUCCAUCAGUGACACCAACUCCGAGCGGCCCUACUCCCUCUGUUACACCUACGCCUAGUGGACCUUCACCAUCGGUGACAGUUACACCAAGUGCACCAACUCCAAGUGGACCAACACCAUCUGUGACACCAACUCCGAGUGGUCCUACACCAUCGGUCACACCCACGCCAAGCGGUCCAACUCCAUCUGGUACACCUACACCAAGUGGACCGACACCUAGUGGACCAACACCAUCAGUGACACCAACUCCUAGCGGUCCUACUCCAUCGGUGACACCUACCCCAAGUGGACCAACACCCUCAGUGACACCAACACCAAGUGUUUCCACUCCAAGUGGUCCAACUCCGUCAGUUACACCUACACCAAGUGGUCCUACACCAUCUGUCACACCCACACCAAGCGGUCCAACUCCAUCAGGUACACCUACACCAAGCGGACCAACUCCAUCAGUGACACCAACUCCGAGCGGCCCUACUCCCUCUGUUACACCUACGCCUAGUGGACCUUCACCAUCGGUGACAGUUACACCAAGUGCACCAACUCCAAGUGGACCAACACCAUCUGUGACACCCACGCCAAGCGGUCCAACUCCAUCUGGUACACCUACACCAAGUGGACCGACACCUAGUGGACCAACACCAUCAGUGACACCAACUCCUAGCGGUCCUACUCCAUCGGUGACACCUACCCCAAGUGGACCAACACCCUCAGUGACACCAACACCAAGUGUUUCCACCCCAAGUGGUCCAACUCCAUCAGUUACACCUACACCAAGUGGUCCUACACCAUCUGUCACACCCACCCCAAGCGGUCCAACUCCAUCAGGUACACCUACACCAAGCGGACCAACUCCAUCAGUGACACCAACUCCGAGCGGCCCUACUCCCUCUGUUACACCUACGCCUAGUGGACCUUCACCAUCGGUGACAGUUACACCAAGUGCACCAACUCCAAGUGGACCAACACCAUCUGUGACACCAACUCCGAGUGGUCCUACACCAUCGGUCACACCCACGCCAAGCGGUCCAACUCCAUCUGGUACACCUAUACCAAGUGGACCGACGCCAUCAGUUACACCGACACCUAGUGGACCAACACCAUCAGUAACACCAACUCCUAGCGGCCCUACUCCAUCGGUGACACCUACCCCAAGUGGACCAACACCCUCAGUGACACCAACACCAAGUGUUUCCACACCAAGCGGUCCAACUCCAUCUGUGACACCUACCCCAAGUGGACCUUCACCGUCGGUGACACCAACACCUAGUGGACCCUCUCCAAGUGGACCAACACCCUCUGCGACUCCAACUCCGAGCGGACCAACACCGAGUGGAACAACGCCAAGUGGCUCCACUCCUUCUGCAACAAUAACUACUAUUUCGACCCCUUCUACAACAGUUUGCAGUUACGUCGAUAUUGGACCUGAACAAGCUAUAGAUGUGUCUCUUCGUUCUCCCAGUGAAGAUCCGGACGCUCCUAUAGAAAACAUUUUACAAACAAACAGUGUGUACAAACCGAAAAAGGAGCCAACUUAUGAUGAAAAUGUUGUCGUAAAAAUUAUAUCGCAAGACACUCCGACUAUUUUGCGAGUGUCAUUUACUGUAAACAGAGCAGACACUGUUGGCCUUGAAUACCUCACGGAUUAUAAACAAAAAAUCAUAACUCAAAAUAAUGAGACGGUAGAAUUUGUGUUUGCUGCUGGUAUCAUCACAGACAAUUUUACAAUCAACAUUAGGAGCGAUUCUGCUGAACAGCCAGAAAUCUCAAAUCUCAAAAUCCGGGCAUGUUACAAACCAGUCAUAGGACAGCCAUCAACAACGACACCAAACCCAUCAAUUACGAGUGGCACAACAACAUCUGUGUUGACAACAACAUAUCAAUGCCCACCGACAACCAUUCCCUGUUCUAAGGAACCAAUUUGUUAUCUUACUAGUGAGAUAUGCGACGGAAAAUGUGAUUGCCUCGUGCAUUGCGAUGACGAAAAAGACUGCAAGGAAACUACAACUAAAACACCCCCAACAACUACUUCAGGUGUUCCAAGUGUAACCACGCCGACAUCAACUCCCAGUGUACCAACAUCGACACCAUCAGGUACCGUCACACCAACACCGUCAGUUACAUCAAGCACUCCUUAUAUACCAUCAGAAACACCAACCAUAACACCUACACCAUCACUUACACCAAGUGCAACAACACCUACAGUGACAUCAACUGUUACACCACCAAGCGGUCCUACACCUUCUGUCACACCAACUCCAAGUGAACCAACUCCAUCAGUGACACCAACCCCGAGUGGACCAACUCCAUCAGUGACACCUACACCAAGCGGUCCUACUCCUUCAGGAACACCUACUCCCAGUGGACCAACACCAUCUGUUACACCAACCCCUAGCGGCCCUGCGCCUUCUGUGACACCAACCCCAAGUGGACCAACUCCCUCAGUUACACCCACACCUAGUGGACCAACACCAUCGGUCACAGUAACACCAAGUGUGUCUACACCAGGUGGACCAACACCGUCAGUCACACCGACACCAAGCGGUCCUACACCAUCUGUUACUCCCACACCAAGUGGACCAACACCGUCAGUCACACCAACGCCAAGUGGCCCCACACCCUCAGUGACACCUACACCAAGUGUUCCUACUCCAAGUGGACCAACACCGUCAGUGACACCAACCCCGAGUGGACCAACUCCAUCAGUGACACCUACACCGAGCGGUCCUACCCCUUCAGGAACACCUACUCCCAGUGGACAAACACCAUCUGUUACACCAACCCCUAGCGGCCCUACACCUUCUGUGACACCAACCCCAAGUGGACCAACUCCCUCAGUUACACCCACACCUAGUGGACCAACACCAUCGGUCACAGUAACACCAAGUGUGUCUACACCAGGUGGACCAACACCGUCAGUCACACCGACACCAAGCGGUCCUACACCAUCUGUUACUCCCACACCAAGUGGACCAACACCGUCAGUCACACCAACGCCAAGUGGCCCCACACCCUCAGUGACACCUACACCAAGUGUUCCUACUCCAAGUGGACCAACACCGUCAGUGACACCAACCCCGAGUGGACCAACUCCAUCAGUGACACCUACACCGAGCGGUCCUACCCCUUCAGGAACACCUACUCCCAGUGGACAAACACCGUCAGUCACACCAACACCGAGCGGUCCUACACCUUCUGUCACACCAACUCCAAGUGAACCAACUCCAUCAGUGACACCAACCCCGAGUGGACCAACUCCAUCAGUGACACCUACACCAAGCGGUCCUACUCCUUCAGGAACACCUACUCCCAGUGGACCAACACCAUCUGUUACACCAACCCCUAGCGGCCCUGCGCCUUCUGUGACACCAACCCCAAGUGGACCAACUCCCUCAGUUACACCCACACCUAGUGGACCAACACCAUCGGUCACAGUAACACCAAGUGUGUCUACACCAGGUGGACCAACACCGUCAGUCACACCGACACCAAGCGGUCCUACACCAUCUGUAACUCCCACACCAAGUGGACCAACACCGUCAGUCACACCAACGCCAAGUGGCCCCACACCCUCAGUGACACCUACACCAAGUGUUCCUACUCCAAGUGGACCAACACCGUCAGUGACACCAACCCCGAGUGGACCAACUCCAUCAGUGACACCUACACCGAGCGGUCCUACCCCUUCAGGAACACCUACUCCCAGUGGACAAACACCAUCUGUUACACCAACCCCUAGCGGCCCUACACCUUCUGUGACACCAACCCCAAGUGGACCAACUCCCUCAGUUACACCCACACCCAGUGGACCAACACCAUCAGUCACAGUAACACCAAGUGUGUCUACACCAGGUGGCCCAACACCGUCAGUCACACCCACACCAAGCGGUCCUACACCAUCUGUUACUCCUACACCAAGUGGACCAACACCGUCAGUCACACCAACACCGAGCGGUCCUACUCCUUCAGGAACACCUACUCCCAGUGGACCAACACCAUCUGUAACACCAACACCUAGUGGACCAACACCAUCAAUUACACCAACACCAAGUGCCCCGACCCCCAGUGGACCAACACCUAGUGGACCAACGCCAUCAGUAACACCAACACCUAGUGCCACAACACCUAGUGGCCCAACACCUAGUGGACCAACACCAUCAGUGACCCCAACACCCAGCGGAUCAACACCCAGUGGCCCAACAACAUUAGCAACACCAACUCCUACCGGCCCAACACCAUCAGUUACGCCAACCCCAAGUGGCCCAACGCCAUCAAUUACACCAACACCUAGUGGCCCGACGCCCAGUGGACCAACACCUAGUGGACCAACACCAUCAGUGACACCAACACCAUCAGUGACACCAACUCCAUCGGUUACACCAACACCAAGUGGCCCAACACCCAGUGGCACAACACCGUCAGUCACACCAACACCUAGCGUACCAACACCAAGUGGACCAACACCUUCGGUAACACCAACACCUAGUGGACCGACGCCAAGUGUCACACCAAGUGGAUCUACACCUUCUUUGCCUCCAUCAACCCCUGCAACAGCUGUAUCAACUCCCCGUAUAACAACGCCAUCAAUAGCCACUCCAUCCUCGAGAAUAACUACACCUAAAAUAAUUACUACAACUACUAUUGGAUCCACUCCAUCAACAUCUGUCACAACUACAUCAAGUGUACCAACACCGUCAGUAUCAUCAACACCAAGCAGUCCUACUCCGUCAGGAACACCUACACCCAGUGGACCAACACCAUCGGUCACAGUCACACCAAGUGUGUCUACACCAGGUGGACCAACACCGUCAGUCACACCAACGCCAAGUGGCCCAACACCCUCAGUGACACCUACACCAAGUGUUCCUACUCCAAGUGGACCAACACCGUCAGUGACACCAACCCCGAGUGGACCAACUCCAUCAGUGACACCUACACCGAGCGGUCCUACUCCUUCAGGAACACCUACUCCCAGUGGACCAACACCAUCUGUUACACCAACCCCUAGCGGCCCUACACCAUCUCUGACACCAACCCCAAGUGGACCAACUCCCUCAGUUACACCCACACCCAGUGGACCAACACCAUCAGUCACAGUAACACCAAGUGUGUCUACACCAGGUGGACCAACACCGUCAGUCACGACACCAAGUGGUCCUACACCUUCUGUUACUCCCACACCAAGUGGACCAACACCGUCAGUCACACCAACGCCAAGUGGCCCCACACCCUCAGUGACACCUACACCAAGUGUUCCAACUCCAAGUGGACCAACACCGUCAGUGACACCAACCCCGAGUGGACCAACUCCAUCAGUGACACCUACACCGAGCGGUCCUACUCCUUCAGGAACACCUACUCCCAGUGGACCAACACCGUCUGUUACACCAACCCCUAGCGGCCCUACACCAUCUGCGACACCAACCCCAAGUGGACCAACUCCCUCAGUUACACCCACACCCAGUGGACCAACACCAUCAGUCACAGUAACACCAAGUGUGUCUACACCAGGUGGACCAACACCGUCAGUCACGACACCAAGUGGUCCUACACCUUCUGUUACUCCCACACCAAGUGGACCAACACCGUCAGUCACACCAACGCCAAGUGGCCCCACACCCUCAGUGACACCUACACCAAGUGUUCCAACUCCAAGUGGACCAACACCGUCAGUGACACCAACCCCGAGUGGACCAACUCCAUCAGUGACACCUACACCGAGCGGUCCUACUCCUUCAGGAACACCUACUCCCAGUGGACCAACACCGUCUGUUACACCAACCCCUAGCGGCCCUACACCAUCUGCGACACCAACCCCAAGUGGACCAACUCCCUCAGUUACACCCACACCCAGUGGACCAACACCAUCAGUCACAGUAACACCAAGUGUGUCUACACCAGGUGGACCAACACCGUCAGUCACGACACCAAGUGGUCCUACACCUUCUGUUACUCCCACACCAAGUGGACCAACACCGUCAGUCACACCAACGCCAAGUGGCCCCACACCCUCAGUGACACCUACACCAAGUGUUCCAACUCCAAGUGGACCAACACCGUCAGUGACACCAACCCCGAGUGGACCAACUCCAUCAGUGACACCUACACCGAGCGGUCCUACUCCUUCAGGAACACCUACUCCCAGUGGACCAACACCGUCUGUUACACCAACCCCUAGCGGCCCUACACCUUCUGUGACACCAACCCCAAGUGGACCAACUCCCUCAGUUACACCCACACCCAGUGGACCAACACCAUCAGUCACAGUAACACCAAGUGUGUCUACACCAGGUGGACCAACACCGUCAGUCACGACACCAAGUAGUCCUACACCUUCUGUUACUCCCACACCAAGUGGACCAACACCGUCAGUCACACCAACGCCAAGUGGCCCCACACCCUCAGUGACACCUACACCAAGUGCUCCAACUCCAAGUGGACCAACACCGUCAGUGACACCAAACCCGAGUGGACCAACUCCAUCAGUGACACCUACACCGAGCGGUCCUACUCCUUCAGGAACACCUACUCCCAGUGGACCAACACCGUCUGUUACACCAACCCCUAGCGGCCCUACACCUUCUGUGACACCAACCCCAAGUGGACCAACUCCCUCAGUUACACCCACACCCAGUGGACCAACACCAUCAGUCACAAUAACACCAAGUGUGUCUACACCAGGUGGACCAACACCGUCAGUCACGACACCAAGUGGUCCUACACCUUCUGUUACUCCCACACCAAGUGGACCAACACCGUCAGUCACACCAACGCCAAGUGGCCCCACACCCUCAGUGACACCUACACCAAGUGUUCCAACUCCAAGUGGACCAACACCGUCAGUGACACCAACCCCGAGUGGACCAACUCCAUCAGUGACACCUACACCGAGCGGUCCUACUCCUUCAGGAACACCUACUCCCAGUGGAACAACACCAUCUGUUACACCAACCCCUAGCGGCCCUACACCAUCUGUGACACCAACCCCAAGUGGACCAACUCCCUCAGUUACACCCACACCCAGUGGACCAACACCAUCAGUCACAGUAACACCAAGUGUGUCUACACCAGGUGGACCAACACCGUCAGUCACGACACCAAGUGGUCCUACACCUUCUGUUACUCCCACACCAAGUGGACCAACACCGUCAGUCACACCAACGCCAAGUGGCCCCACACCCUCAGUGACACCUACACCAAGUGUUCCAACUCCAAGUGGACCAACACCGUCAGUGACACCAACCCCGAGUGGACCAACUCCAUCAGUGACACCUACACCGAGCGGUCCUACUCCUUCAGGAACACCUACUCCCAGUGGAACAACACCAUCUGUUACACCAACCCCUAGCGGCCCUACACCAUCUGUGACACCAACCCCAAGUGGACCAACUCCCUCAGUUACACCCACACCCAGUGGACCAACACCAUCAGUCACAGUAACACCAAGUGUGUCUACACCAGGUGGACCAACACCGUCAGUCACGACACCAAGUGGUCCUACACCUUCUGUUACUCCCACACCAAGUGGACCAACACCGUCAGUCACAUCAACGCCAAGUGGCCCCACACCCUCAGUGACACCUACACCAAGUGCUCCAACUCCAAGUGGACCAACACCGUCAGUGACACCAACCCCGAGUGGACCAACUCCAUCAGUGACACCUUCACCGAGCGGUCCUACUCCUUCAGGAACACCUACUCCCAGUGGACCAACACCAUCUGUUACACCAACCCUUAGCGGCCCUACACCUUCUGUGACACCAACCCCAAGUGGACCAACUCCCUCCGUUACACCCACACCCAGUGGACCAACACCAUCAGUCACAGUAACACCAAGUGUGUCUACACCAAGUGGACCAACACCGUCAGUCACGACACCAAGUGGUCCUACACCUUCUGUUACUCCCACACCAAGUGGACCAACACCGUCAGUCACACCAACGCCAAGUGGCCCCACACCCUCAGUGACACCUACACCAAGUGUUCCAACUCCAAGUGGACCAACACCGUCAGUGACACCAACCCCGAGUGGACCAACUCCAUCAGUGACACCUACACCGAGCGGUCCUACUCCUUCAGGAACACCUACUCCCAGUGGACCAACACCAUCUGUUACACCAACCCCUAGCGGCCCUACACCUUCUGUGACACCAACCCCAAGUGGACCAACUCCCUCAGUUACACCCACACCCAGUGGACCAACACCAUCAGUCACAGUAACACCAAGUGUGUCUACACCAGGUGGACCAACACCGUCAGUCACGACACCAAGUAGUCCUACACCUUCUGUUACUCCCACACCAGGUGGACCAACACCGUCAGUCACACCAACGCCAAGUGGCCCCACACCCUCAGUGACACCUACACCAAGUGCUCCAACUCCAAGUGGACCAACACCGUCAGUGACACCAAACCCGAGUGGACCAACUCCAUCAGUGACACCUACACCAAGCGGUCCUACUCCUUCAGGAACACCUACUCCCAGUGGAACAACACCAUCUGUUACACCAACCCCUAGCGGCCCUACACCAUCUGUGACACCAACCCCAAGUGGACCAACUCCAUCAGUGACACCUACACCGAGUGGUCCUACGCCUUCAGGAACACCUACUCCCAGUGGAACAACACCAUCUGUUACACCAACACCUAGCGGUCCUUCUCCUUCUGUGACACCCACAACAAGUGGUACUACACCUUCAGUUACACAAGUUACAUCAACACUGACACCCUCCCAAACUACAAUUUUAUCUACUGUUCCAUCUGAAACACCAAGCCAAACAUUUACACCUUCAAUCACACCAAGUCUUACAACAGCAUGUACAACAUCAAAUCCGUGUCGUGAAGUAAAUGGAAUGCUUGAUGCAACAAUUAUACCAGCAACCAGCAUAACCUUGAGUGAACCAGCAAUUCAGCCAAACGUUGAUCAGAUUCGAAACGGACCGUUAAUAGUUCCAGCGGAUAUCACAACGUUCACAGUAACUAUUGACCUUCCCGGGGAUAUUCAGCUGGGAUCCAUCAAUCUCGGAUCAUUUACAAAUGUCAAAGCCUUUGAAGUUAAUAUCAGGAAACCAACAGACACACAACCAGUAUUAUAUAAGGAAGUUACAGACUCAAAUAUUCUUGUUUUCCCUGCUGGAACGAUUGCAGAUCAAAUUCAAAUUGUACUUUUGGAAAAGAAUGAUGUUUCACAAGGCUACCAACUUCAAAUAGACCUUCGAGCUUGCUUUGAAACCGGUACAACUAGUGUCCAACCACAAACAACACCCAUAUCAACAGGCGUUAUUUCAACAACGCCCUCAGUGACGAAUACACCUAGCCAACAAACACCCUCAGUAACACCAACACCUAGUGGCCCACCACCCAGUGGACCAACACCAUCAGUAACAACAACACCUAGUGGACCAACGCCAUCAGUUACACCAACACCUAGCGGGCCAACACCAUCAGUAACACCAACACCUAGUGGCCCAACACCAAGCGGACCAACACCAUCAGUAACACCAACACCUAGUGGCCCACCACCCAGUGGACCAACACCAUCAGUAACACCAACACCAUCAGUUACACCAACACCAAGCGGACCUACACCAUCAGUUACACCAACACCUAGUGCCCCGACCCCCAGUGGACCAACACCCAGUGGACCAACACCAUCAGUUACCCCAACACCUAGUGGCCCAACACCCAGUGGACCAACGCCAUCAGUUACACCAACACCUAGCGGACCAACACCAUCAGUAACACCAACACCUAGUGGCCCAACACCCAGUGGACCAACGCCUUCAGUAACACCAACACCUAGCGGACCAACACCAUCAGUUACACCAACACCUAGUGGCCCAACACCCAGUGGACCAACGCCAUCAGUUACACCAACACCUAGCGGACCAACACCAUCAGUAACACCAACACCUAGUGGCCCAACACCCAGUGGACCAACGCCUUCAGUAACACCAACACCUAGCGGACCAACACCAUCAGUUACACCAACACCUAGUGGCCCAACACCCAGUGGACCAACGCCAUCAGUUACACCAACACCCAGUGGACCAACACCAUCAGUAACACCAACACCUAGUGGCCCAACACCCAGUGGACCAACGCCUUCAGUAACACCAACACCUAGCGGACCAACACCAUCAGUUACACCAACACCUAGUGGCCCAACACCCAGUGGACCAACGCCAUCAGUUACACCAACACCUAGCGGACCAACACCAUCAGUAACACCAACACCUAGUGGCCCAACACCCAGUGGACCAACGCCUUCAGUAACACCAACACCUAGCGGACCAACACCAUCAGUUACACCAACACCUAGUGGCCCAACACCCAGUGGACCAACGCCAUCAGUUACACCAACACCCAGUGGACCAACACCAUCAGUAACACCAACACCUAGUGGCCCAACACCCAGUGGACCAACGCCUUCAGUAACACCAACACCAAGCGGACCAACACCAUCAGUUACACCAACACCUAGUGGCCCAACACCAAGUGGACCAACGCCUUCAGUAACACCAACACCUAGUGGACCAACGCCAUCAGUAACACCAACACCUAGUGGACCAACACCCAGUGGACCAACGCCUUCAGUAACACCAACACCAUCAGUUACACCAACACCAAGUGGACCAACACCAUCAGUUACACCAACACCAAGCGGACCUACACCAUCAGUUACACCAACACCUAGUGCCCCGACCCCCAGUGGACCAACACCUAGUGGACCAACACCAUCAGUUACACCAACACCUAGUGGCCCAACACCCAGUGGACCAACGCCAUCAGUUACACCAACACCUAGCGGACCAACACCAUCAGUAACACCAACACCUAGUGGCCCAACACCCAGUGGACCAACGCCUUCAGUUACACCAACACCUAGUGGCCCAACACCCAGUGGACCAACGCCAUCAGUUACACCAACACCCAGUGGACCAACACCAUCAGUAACACCAACACCUAGUGGCCCAACACCCAGUGGACCAACGCCUUCAGUAACACCAACACCAAGCGGACCAACACCAUCAGUUACACCAACACCUAGUGGCCCAACACCAAGUGGACCAACGCCUUCAGUAACACCAACACCUAGUGGACCAACACCAUCAGUAACACCAACACCUAGUGGCCCAACACCCAGUGGACCAACGCCUUCAGUAACACCAACACCAUCAGUGACACCAACACCUAGCGGGCCAACACCAUCAGUAACACCAACACCUAGUGGCCCAACACCAUCGGUGACCCCAACACCCAGUGGCCCAACACCAUCAGCAACACCAACUCCUAGCGGCCCAACGCCAUCAGUUACACCAACACCAAGUGGACCGACCCCCAGUGGACCAACACCUAGUGGACCAACACCAUCAGUGACACCAACUCCAUCGGUAACACCAACACCAAGUGGCCCAACACCCAGUGGCACAACACCGUCAGUCACACCAACACCUAGUGUUCCAACACCAAGUGGACCAACACCUUCGGUCACACCAACACCUAGUGGACCGACGCCAUCUGUCACACCAAGUGGAUCUACACCUUCUUUGCCUCCACCAACCCCUGCAACAGCUGUAUCAACUCCCCGUAUAACAACGCCAUCAAUAGCUACUCCAUCCUCGAGCAUAACUACACCUAAAAUAAUUACUACAACUACUAUUGGAUCCACUCCAUCAACAUCUGUCACAACUACAUCAAGUGUACCAACACCGUCAGUAACACCAACACCAAGCAGUCCUACUCCGUCAGUAACACCUACACCCAGUGGACCAACACAAUCGAUCACAGUCACACCAAGUGUGUCUGCACCAAGUGGACCCACACCGUCAGUCACACCCACACCAAGUGGUCCUACACCAUCUGUUACUCCUACACCAAGUGGACCAACACCGUCAGUCACACCAACGCCAAGUGGCCCAACACCCUCAGUGACACCUACACCAAGUGUUUCUACUCCAAGUGGACCAACACCGUCAGUGACACCAACCCCGAGUGGACCAACUCCAUCAGUGACACCUACACCGAGCGGUCCUACUCCCUCAGUUACACCCACACCCAGUGGACCAACACCAUCAGUCACAGUAACACCAAGUGUGUCUACACCAAGUGGACCAACACCGUCAGUCACACCCACACCAAGUGGUCCUACACCAUCUGUUACUCCCACACCAAGUGGACCAACACCGUCAGUCACACCAACGCCAAGUGGCCCCACACCCUCAGUGACAUCUACACCAAGCGCUCCUACUCCAAGUGGACCAAUACCGUCAGUGACACCUACAACAAGUGUGUCUACACCAAGUGGACCAACUCCCUCAGUCACACCUACACCAAGCGGUCCUACACCAUCUGUUACUCCCACACCAAGUGGACCAACACCGUCAGUCACACCAACGCCAAGUGGCCAAACACCCUCAGUGACACCUACACCAAGUGUCCCUACUCCAAGUGGACCAACACCGUCUGUGACACCAACCCCAAGUGGACCAACUCCAUCAGUGACACCUACACCGAGCGGUCCUACUCCUUCAGGAACACCUACUCCCAGUGGACCAACACCAUCUGUUACACCAACACCUAGCGGCCCUACACCUUCUGUGACACCAACUCCAAGUGGACCAACACCGUCAGUUACACCCACACCCAGUGGACCAUCACAAUCGGUCACAGUCACACCAAGUGUGUCUACACCAAGUGGACCAACACCGUCAGUCACACCCACACCAAGUGGUCCUACACCAUCUGUUACUCCCACACCAAGUGGACCAACACCGUCAGUCACACCAACGCCAAGUGGCCCCACACCCUCAGUGACAUCUACACCAAGCGUUCCUACUCCAAGUGGACCAACACCGUCGGUGACACCAACCCCGAGUGGACCAACUCCAUCAGUGACACCUACACCGAGCGGUCCUACUCCUUCAGGAACACCUACUCCCAGUGGACCAACACCAUCUGUUACACCAACACCUAGCGGCCCUACACCUUCUGUGACACCAACUCCAAGUGGACCAACUCCCUCAGUGACAUCUACACCAAGCGUUCCUACUCCAAGUGGACCAACACCGUCGGUGACACCAACCCCGAGUGGACCAACUCCAUCAGUGACGACUACACCGAGCGGUCCUACUCCUUCAAGAACACCUACUCCCAGUGGACCAACACCAUCUGUUACACCAACACCUAGCGGUCCUACACCUUCUGUGACACCAACUCCAAGUGGACCAACUCCCUCAGUUACACCCACACCCAGUGGACCAACACCAUCGGUCACAGUCACACCAAGUGUGUCUACACCAAGUGGACCAACACCGUCAGUCACACCCACACCAAGUGGUCCUACACCAUCUGUAACUACCACACCAAGUGGACCAACACCGUCAGUCACACCAACGCCAAGUGGCCCAACACCCUCAGUGACACCUACACCAAGCGUUCCUACUCCAAGUGGACCAACACCUUCAGUGACACCAACCCCGAGUGGACCAACUCCAUCAGUGACACCUACACCGAGCGGUCCUACUCCUUCAGGAACACCUACUCCCAGUGGACCAACACCAUCUGUUACACCAACACCUAGCGGCCCUACACCUUCUGUGACACCAACUCCAAGUGGACCAACUCCCUCAGUUACGCCCACACCCAGUGGACCAACACCAUCGGUCACAGUCACACCAAGUGUGUCUACACCAAAUGGACCAACACCGUCAGUAACACCCACACCAAGUGGUCCUACACCAUCUGUUACUCCCACACCAAGUGGACCAACACCAUCAGUCACACCAACGCCAAGUGGUCCAACACCCUCAGUGACACCUACACCAAGUGUUCCUACUCCAAGUGGACCAACACCGUCAGUGACACCAACCCCAAGUGGACCAACUCCAUCAGUGACACCCACACCCAGUGGACCAACACCAUCGGUCACAGUCACACCAAGUGUGUCUACACCAAGUGGACCAACACCGUCAGUCACACCGACACCAAGUGGUCCUACACCAUCUGUUACUCCCACACCAAGUGGACCAACACCUUCAGUCACACCCACACCAAGUGGUCCUACACCAUAUGUUACUCCCACACCAAGUGGACCAACACCGUCAGUCACACCAACGCCAAGUGGUCCAACACCCUCAGUGACACCUACACCAAGUGUUCCUACUCCAAUUGGACCAACACCGUCAGUGACACCAACCCCAAGUGGACCAACUAUAUCAGUGACACCCACACCCAGUGGACCAACACCAUCGGUUACAGUCACACCAAGUGUGUCUACACCAAGUGGACCAACACCGUCAGUCACACCUACACCAAGUGGUCCUACACCAUCUGUUACUCCCACACCAAGUGGACCAACACCGUCAGUCACACCAACGCCAAGUGGCCCAACACCUUCAGUGACACCUACACCAAGUGUUCCUUCUCCAAGUGGUCCAACACCGUCAGUGACACCAACCCCAAGUGGACCAACUCCAUCAGUGACACCUACACCGAGCGGUCCUACUCCUUCAGGAACACCUACUCCCAGUGGACCAACACCAUCUGUUACACCAACACCUAGCGGCCCUUCACCUUCUGUGACACCAACUCCAAGUGGACCAACUUCCUCAGUUACACCCACACCCAGUGGACCAACACCAUCGGUCACAGUCACACCAAGUGUGUCUACACCAAGUGGACCAACACCGUCAGUCACACCCACACCAAGUGGUCCUACACCAUCUGUUACUACCACACCAAGUGGACCAACACCGUCAGUCACACCAACGCCAAGUGGCCCAACACCCUCAGUGACACCUACACCAAGUGUUCCUACUCCAAGUGGACCAACACCUUCAGUGACACCAACCCCGAGUGGACCAACACCGUCAGUGACACCAACCCCGAGUGGACCAACUCCAUCAGUGACACCCACACCCAGUGGACCAACACCAUCUGUCACAGUCACACCAAGUGUGUCUACACCAAGUGGACCAACACCGUCAGUCACACCGACACCAAGCGGUCCUACACCAUCUGUUACUCCCACACCAAGUGGACCAACACCGUCAGUCACACCAACGCCAAGUGGCCCCACACCCUCAGUGACACCUACACCAAGUGUUCCUACUCCAAGUGGACCAACACCGUCAGUGACACCAACCCCGAGUGGACCAACUCCAUCAGUGACACCCACACCCAGUGGACCAACACCAUCUGUCACAGUCACACCAAGUGUGUCUACACCAAGUGGACCAACACCGUCAGUCACACCGACACCAAGCGGUCCUACACCAUCUGUUACUCCCACACCAAGUGGACCAACACCGUCAGUCACACCAACGCCAAGUGGCCCCACACCCUCAGUGACACCUACACCAAGUGUUCCUACUCCAAGUGGACCAACACCGUCAGUGACACCAACCCCGAGUGGACCAACUCCAUCAGUUACACCCACACCCAGUGGACCAACACCAUCGGUCACAGUCACACCAAGUGUGUCUACGCCAAGAGGACCAACACCGUCAGUCACACCCACACCAAGCGGUUCUACACCAUCUGUUACUCCCACACCAAGUGGACCAACACCGUCAGUCACACCAACGCCAAGUGGCCCAACACCCUCAGUGACACCUACACCAAGUGUUCCUACUCCAAGUGGACCAACACCAUCAGUGACACCAACCCCGAGUGGACCAACUCCAUCAGUGACACCUACAGCAAGCGGCCCUACUCCUUCAGGAACACCUACUCCCAGUGGACCAACACCAUCUGUUACACCAACACCAAGUGGACUUACACCUUCUUUACCUCCAUCAACCCCUGCAACAGCUGUGUCAACUCCCCUUAUAACAACGCCAUCAAUAGGUACGACUGCUGCAGCCGGUUUUACGCCUGCUACUAUUUCAUUCACUCCUUCUUCUGUCGGCGGAAAUGGGCUACCGCCCCUGACAACUACAUCUUCGUCUCCUUCUACAAGCACAGGGUCAAGUACAACCAUUAUAACACCAACUAUUCCAACAUUAACUUUGCCAACACCAUGUGUGAAGACUGUGCUAGAGUAUGCCAACACUGGAAGGGACUUGUUAGUAUCGCCUCCUUCAACGGAGAACUCUCUACUGAACUCUGGCGGUUCCCUUAAGACCACCCAACCGACAUUACUGUACAGAAUCAAGGACACCGACGCUAAGAUAUUCACUUUUAAGAUAACUGUGAAAAAUGUUAACAGUUUCACAGUUGGGGUAUGGUCUGGGGAGACCGUAAAAGGCUCUCAAACAAGGAAUGUUCCAGAUACAUCGUCCUUCACUUCGUUCACUAUACCAUUCAAUGGUACCACAGGAAAUGACAUCAUAGUAGAACUAACUCCCGUAACUGGCCAAACUCCAGAGAUUGAAGGCGUAUCUAUCGAAGUUUGUUAUACCCCAGUGACAACAAUAGCACCUACUACAGUGUCACCAACAACAAGUGUAACACCUCCAACAAUUUCACCAACUACUAGUACUACCACACCUUGUGCUGAAACUAUGAUCGCCGAAGGAAGUAAUACAAAUGCCAUCAAAGUAGUCAUUCCAACUCUGGUUUCACCUGCAAACGUAUUUAGUGUAACUGGUGUAACUCUUACGGACGCAGUACCUACGGUAGAGUUUGUACUCCUUGAUCAAGAUCAGGCUGCGGCAGUUUCCAUUUUGACCUUUGAUACCACCAAUGUAUCUGGGGUCAAGGUCACAUUAUUCGAUAAGUCGGACGCUGAGGUCAAGACAACAGAGUCCAACCCUGUGAACAACAAAGUCAGUGUUGAUCUAGGAGGAUCCGUUGGUCAAAGAAUCAAGAUAGAGUUGACAAAAUCAACAUCUACACAAACCGCUUCCAUUGCAUCCUUAACAAUAAAAGCAUGUAUUGAAAUAGUCUCAGCUACCACAGUCGUCACCCUUCCGACCACAACGUUCCCAACAACAACUCCCAAAAUAUGCGUCUUCAAUAAGGACAUUUUCGUAAACAACUUUGGUUAUGAGCCCGCCGAGGUGAUUGGUUACGUCAACAAGGACAACGAUGAUAGCGUCAUUUCCGAGUCGGAGAAGAUUCGUGUCGGAGAUUCACUGGACGACGGUGUAAUCGUGGUUAUCAAUGGCUGCAGCAACUGUUCAUGUUCGGAUGGAUAUAUUAACUGCCAGAUCGGAACCUGUGAAGAAUGUACUUACCAACCAUGGAGUGAAUGGUCCCAGUGCUCUAAACCAUGCGGAAUUGGUCUCCGAGAGAGGACGAGAAUUCUGACCACAACCUUAAGUCCAGACCGUUGCAAGGAAGCUGUUCGGGAGACCGAAGACUGCAACAUUGAGCCAUGCCCAACAACAACAACACAAAUCUGUGAACCAUGGUCCACAUGGAGUGAAUGUGCCGGUGAAAAGUGUAAAGACAAAACAAAGACCCGAAGCAGAACUUGCCCCAACGGACCGGAUACAGAAGAGGAGCCAUGUUUUGUUGAAGAUGACUGCAAACCUGAAUGCAUUGAGCCCGAAUAUUUUGAUAACUGUACCACGCCAUCCACUCAUUGUCCGUCUACUUGCCGCGCUCUGAGAAACCCCGGAAGCUGCGUUGAACCAGAGGAAUGCAAACCGGUGUGUCGCUGCAAGCCUGGUUACGUCAGAGAUGACAACGGAAUAUGUAUACCGGAAGAGGAGUGUCCUUGCUACCAUAACGGCCAAGCUGUUCCUGAGGGACACGUGGUUAAGACCUCUGCUUGUGAAACAUGCAAAUGUGAAAACAAAGUGAUGACAUGUUCCGUAAAUGCAAGUUGUUGCGAGUAUUCUGAAUGGCAGCCAUGGUCCGAAUGUAGCACAACCUGUGGCAUCGGAAUGCAGAGUAGAUACAGAGACGUCAGUAAGGGCGAUAGAGCGCAAUGCCCGGAUGUCCACGAGACCAAGCAAUGCGAGAGUACCUCAACAGAAUGUGUCCAAUGUAUAUACAAUGGUAAAGCUUACGCUGCUGGCGAUGUCGUCUCCACAGCUGACUGCAAGAUAUGUUACUGUUACAACGGCGGAAGUGUGUCCUGUGUGGCUGAUGAUGCUCAGAACGUUAAUGGAUCUUGGUCGAAUUGGCAGUCAUGGAUCAGCUGUAGUUCCACGUGCUCUGGUGGUCACAGGAAGCGAAGCAGAACAUGUAACAACCCUGCACCGGUCUGCGCAGGAAUGCCAUGUUCCGGAUCAAAUGAGGAAACAGAACCUUGCAACACUGAUAAAUCAUGCUGUAUCACUACAUCAUGGGGCGAAUGGACAGAAUGUACAAAGACAUGCGAUGGUCCAGGUCAACAGUUCAGGAACCGUAACUACGUUAACCCCGACGAUUCAGCCGUCAACUGUAACGAAACACUGGUAGAGGAACGGCCGUGUGGAGAGGAACCAUGCAUUACCGAGUGCGAGAUUUCUCAAUGGUCGGACUGGACAGAAUGCGCUGUGCCAUGUGGAAAGGGCAAGGUGUCCAGAGAAAGACAGAUCAUUGUCAAUGCUCCAGACUGCCCAACAAAUCUUUUUGAAGAGAAGGACUGUGAUAAUGGAAACUGCACUUGUCCGGACGGUCAAGUAUGGACCAACUACUCCCUGUGUCAGAGAACAUGCGCCACCCGAGACAAGAAUAUCGACGAGGAAUGCAGCAAGAUCGAGCCAGGGUGCGUCUGUCCAAUGGGUCUCUACAUGGAGGCAAACAAAUGCGUCAACAUCACAGAGUGUCAGAAAUGCGUCAUCAACGGAACAGAAUAUCAGCCCUCUGAGCCCAUACCGUCCUCUGACAGCUGUAAAUACUGCGAGUGUUCGGAUGGCGAGAUGGUGUGCAGUAGACGUUGUGAAAUACCCGUAUGCCAAGAGGGUGAGGAACUUUCCUACGAAGGCAUUACUGAUAUUUGUUGUCCUAAGUGCCAACCCAAACCAACCACAUGUACCCUCCACACAGAAAAGCGCGUCAUCAAUGACUCAGUAACAGGCUGUGUAUCUGUCGGUGAAGUCGAGUACACCUUCUGCUCUGGUUCUUGCGGAGAUUCGAACUACAUGCCUCUGAUCGUGCCCAGCGGUUCCACCGAAGAAGGCUUCGCCAAGACCUGUAAAUGUUGCACCGGCGAGUCCUCAUCUGAGAGGGUCAUCAGCGUAAGAUGUGGUCCUCAGCAGACUCUACAACAGGCCAAGAUCAAGAUCAUAGAUAGCUGCUCCUGUGAUAUAUGCAGCAUGACAGUGACUGAAGCUAACAAGGCAAAUGCCGCGCCAACCAGAAGAUAGGACAUAGUGAUGAUAGGACAUUGAACAAAUUUAGUGAUUUACCCCCAAAAGACUACACCAAUGUAUUGUAAAAUCUGUUUACAUAUCAACAUAUUGAUAUAUUGUUUAUUAUUGAAUCACUGUUUAAUAAAAGAAUUGCAAUUGUA
This is a messenger RNA of Magallana angulata, 42779 nucleotides long. Its product is annotated as mucin-16-like. Gene Ontology annotation, molecular function: protein binding. Lineage: Eukaryota; Metazoa; Mollusca; Bivalvia; Ostreida; Ostreidae. The coding region runs from base 16 to 42633 and encodes 14205 amino acids. The transcript is spliced from 117 exons. The record is from RefSeq and is a predicted model, not a curated record.